Molecule: messenger RNA, 2021 nt
Organism: Erigeron canadensis
Lineage: Eukaryota; Viridiplantae; Streptophyta; Magnoliopsida; Asterales; Asteraceae
Product: beta-fructofuranosidase, insoluble isoenzyme 1-like
Exons: 6
Coding region: 97-1854 (585 amino acids)
Biological process (GO): carbohydrate metabolic process
Molecular function (GO): hydrolase activity, hydrolyzing O-glycosyl compounds
Source: RefSeq, a predicted model, not a curated record
UGGGAACACACAUAUCUAAACCUUUUUAGUGUGUGUAGACUUUUUCAUUUCAUUCAUCAAUCAAAUAAUAAUAAAAAAAUAUACCUACUAAUUAAGAUGAUGGUGUUCACUAAGCCAUUUUGGAUAAUUGCAUUGCUAGUGUGUUUAUUUCCAUUGUUGAACAUUAAUAAUAAUGGUGAAGUCAUGGCAUUUCACAAGGUUCAAAUGAAAUAUCAAUCGUUGACGACUGCGAAAGUUAACGAGGUUUAUAGAACCGGAUAUCACUUUCAACCUAAACAAAACUGGAUCAAUGACCCAAAUGCACCAAUGUAUUACAAGGGCUACUACCAUUUAUUUUACCAAUAUAACCCGAAAGGUGCGGUAUGGGGCAACAUUGUUUGGGCACAUUCUGUAUCAAAGGACAUGAUCAACUGGAUACCGUUAGAGCCAGCAGUCGUACCUUCAAAACCUUUUGACAAGUACGGUUGCUGGUCUGGCUCGGCCACAAUCCUGCCAGGAAAUAAACCUGUUAUUUUGUAUACUGGAAUUGUUGACCUAAAGCCCGCCCCAGGUUACCAAGUUCAAAACUAUGCCAUUCCUGCAAACUAUUCGGAUCCAUUACUUAGAGAAUGGAUCAAACCGGAUGACAACCCAAUAGUGAAACCUACUAGUGAAAAUGUGUCAUCUUUUCGUGAUCCAACAACGGCUUGGUUCAACAAUGGUCGUUGGAAAAUGAUCGUUGGUAGCAAGAAUAACCAUCGUGGUAUUGCCUAUUUAUAUAGGAGCCGAGAUUUCAUUAAAUGGACUAAAGCCAAGCAUACAUUACAUGAUAAACCUGGGACGGGAAUGUGGGAAUGCCCUGACUUUUAUCCUGUAUCGACCCGUGGAAUGUAUGGGGUGGAAACCUCGGCAUUAGAGGGUGGCAUAAAACAUGUUUUUAAAGUCAGUCUUGAUAUGACUAGGUUCGAGUAUUACACAAUUGGGACAUAUAACCCAAUUAAAGACAAAUAUUACCCAGACAAGAACUCUGUUGACGGUUGGGCCGGGCUAAGAUAUGAUUAUGGAAACUUUUAUGCAUCAAAGACAUUCUUUGACCCAAUUCAAAACCGGAGGAUCCUAUGGGGAUGGGCUAAUGAGUCUAGCACCAGCUUAGAAGACAUCACAAAGGGAUGGGCUGGAAUUCAGUUGAUCCCUCGUGUGGUAUGGCUUGACCCCAGUGGAAAGCAAUUAUUGCAAUGGCCUAUUCAUGAAUUAACAAGGUUAAGAAGUGACAAUGUGCACUUAAAAAGUUUACAGCUAAACCAGGGGGAUGUUGUUCAGAUCGAAAGAGUUACUGCUGCACAGGCGGAUGUGGAGGUGACCUUUACUUUCUCUAGCUUGGAUAAAGCGGAAACUUUUGAUCCAGAAUGGAACAAAUUGCCAUUGGAAAAUCUGGCCAUGCAGAUAUGUGCUAUCAAGGGCACUCGGCGUGGUGGGUUAGGACCUUUUGGGAUUCUAACAUUGGCCUCAAUGAAACUCGAAGAGUUCACUCCUGUUUUCUUUAGAGUUUUCAAGACUCUCGACAACAAGCAUAAAGUUCUCAUGUGUUCUGAUGCUUCAACUUCCUCCUUAAACCAGAAUGAGUACAAGCCAUCGUUUGCAGGAUUUGUGGAUGUCGAUCUAGCUGAAAAGAAGCUGUCGUUAAGGAGCUUAAUCGAUCACUCUGUCGUUGAAAGCUUUGGGGAGGGAGGAAAGACGGUCAUAACAUCAAGGGUUUAUCCGACGCUGGCAGUGGGAGAAGGCGCACGAUUAUUUUUAUUUAACAAUGGUACCGAGGCCGUCACUGUUGAGAGAUUGAAUGCUUGGUCUAUGAAGAAGCCACUUUUCAUGAACUAAGCGAAAGAUGAGACUGUACACUAACAAGUUACGAUUUUUGUAUCUGGAUUUAUUCAUGGUAAAUUAUUACGAGUAAUAAUCCUCCUUUCGAUCAGGAUUUACUAAUUUUCCGAUUUGCUAUGUGUAUUUUAAUUUUGAUAAUUUAUAAAUAAUAAAACUUCAUAAAA